GCCAUCACGCUCAGGCUGUCUACUUGUUCCAGUUCACACCGCGGCUGAGCCGAGAGGGGAGCGAGAGCGCAGGGAGACAUAUUGCUGCCGCCGCCGCUCCUGGAAGCCAUCCUGGUGUUGGCCCAGAUCCACUUCAGGGAAAAUGUCCAGCAGGGGUGGGAAGAAAAAGUCAACGAAGACCUCUCGCUCAGCAAAAGCUGGGGUCAUAUUCCCUGUUGGACGAAUGCUACGUUAUAUAAAGAAAGGUCACCCGAAGUACAGAAUUGGGGUCGGUGCACCAGUGUAUAUGGCUGCUGUUCUUGAAUACCUGACCGCGGAAAUUCUUGAAUUGGCUGGAAAUGCAGCACGAGACAACAAAAAGGGUCGCGUGACACCUAGGCAUAUCCUGUUGGCUGUAGCAAAUGAUGAAGAAUUAAACCAGCUAUUGAAAGGCGUCACCAUAGCUAGCGGUGGUGUGUUACCAAAUAUUCAUCCAGAAUUAUUGGCAAAGAAGCGGGGAUCAAAAGGAAAACUAGAAGCCAUCAUCACUCCACCCCCAGCUAAAAAGGCAAAAUCUCCAUCACAGAAGAAAACCACAGCAAAGAAAACAGGUGGCAAGAAAGGAGCAAGAAAGUCUAAGAAACAGGGAGAAGUCAGCAAAUCAGCAAGUGCUGACAGCACAACAGAAGGCACCCCAACAGAUGGUUUCACUGUCCUGUCUACUAAAAGUCUAUUCCUUGGGCAGAAGCUGAACCUUAUUCACAGUGAAAUCAGUAAUUUAGCCGGCUUCGAAGUGGAGGCCAUAAUCAAUCCCACCAAUGCUGACAUUGACCUUAAAGAUGAUCUAGGAAGCACUUUGGAGAAGAAAGGUGGAAAAGAAUUCCUGGAGGCCGUCGUUGAACUUCGCAAAAAGAAUGGGCCGUUGGACACAGCAGGAGCGGCCGUCAGUGCAGGCCAUGGAUUGCCCGCUAAGUUUGUGAUCCAUUGCAAUAGCCCCAGUUGGGGUUCAGACAAAUGUGAGGAACUGUUGGAGAAGACAGUGAAAAACUGCUUAGCACUGGCAGAUGAGAAGAAGCUGAAAUCAAUUGCAUUUCCUUCCAUUGGAAGUGGCAGGAAUGGCUUCCCAAAACAGACUGCUGCCCAGCUGAUCCUGAAAGCCAUUUCCAGCUAUUUUGUGUCGACAAUGUCCUCUUCAAUCAAGACAGUGUAUUUUGUGCUCUUCGACAGUGAGAGUAUAGGGAUUUAUGUGCAAGAAAUGGCCAAGUUAGAUGCCAACUAAGCAUAGAGAGUAAACAAGACCUGCCUCCUGGCCCAUUGCCAUUCCCCUCCAAUUCUUAAUUCCUCAUUGUGAAACAGAAUGCCCCAUAUUUUAAAUUUUGUUCUUCUAGGGGAAUAACAGUGGGGCUUUUUUUUUUUUUUUUUGACUUUCUAAAAUGUUUUUACGUUGGCACUGAUAGUUGGCAUUACUGCUGUUAAUGCACUGUAUUCCAGGCAUUGUCUGAAUCUAGUGUAAUCUAGGAGAUUUUAUAGUUUUAUUUUAAUGAAGUAUGGAUUGAUGCGGAAAGUUGUUAGCAGUACAUAGUCUUUUAUUCGUGGAAGAAACCGGCAGACCCUAUUUUGUAACUGUGUCGUGGUGCUUUUAUCAAGUGGCGUUCCUUUCUCAUUUUUUAAAGAAGGAAAGCGGGGGAGAUACUACACACCUAAUUUGUGUUUACUUUUUGUCUUAAUGAUGGAUCUGAGCAAAGAAGAACCUUGUUGCCCUUAAUUAUAUUUGGAAUUUGUGUGAAUUGAUUUAGUAAAAUGUUUGAAAUGGUAGUUGGUGUGUACCAAGUUGAUGUUUUGCAAGCCUCUGAUAAAUGACUGCAUCAAAUGUUUCGAUUGUUGGCCAGACAAUGCACUGGUGCUUCAAUACAAUGACUAGCCAAGUACUCAUUCAUUAAGUUCUUAUAUCUGAAAGAAUAAACCUAAGACUGUAUAGAAGGUCUAUGAUGGAGGAAGCACCACUGAGUUCUACUGCACCAUAUUGACCAUGGCUCAAGGUGGUAUGGCCUUGAUUCCCCAUCGCUUCCAUACGAUGGAACACAGUAUGCUAUCUCUUGAGCUGAUGUAGUUUCUGCCUGUUUGAGGUUGUACUGGGGAAAAGCUAAGCCUAGUACUUGAUUGAGUCUUUGUAUUCCUCGGCUGCUCCCCAAACCAUCCUGUUUUGCUCCACAGAAAGUCAGCAUCAGUGGAUUCUUGCCUCUUGCAUGCUAUUCCUUCCUGCAAUCUUUUCCUUUGGUCAUACAAGGAUAUUAUUGAGUCUUACCAAUUUUAUGCAAAACAAAAGUGUGGUCUCAAACAAUGAAGCUUUUAUUCAUGAAUAUCUUGCUUAAAAUAGAUCUCAAAUACCAACUGACCUUUUAAAUGAAUAGUUAAAUUUAAAGAUUGCUUUGAAAAGUAUAGAGUUAUUUCGUAGCACUGCAGAUGUUCUUAAUAGUGCAUUUUCUACAAAUUCCACUAGAUGUCACUAAAAGGAUUAUAAGAGCUUGAGAAAUAACUUAUUGCUGGAAUAUUUUUUUUCCUGUAAGUUGCCAAGUUUAGUUUGUCAGCACUUUUUAUAUGGCCAUUAUUUCUGCGAUCUGCCUAACACUAAUGGAGCAUUAGAUGCCCCCCUGUAUGUUCUUUGCAAGGAAAAUGCUGUGGGUGUGUGAAUUUGAAACUUCACCAUAAUAUUAGAUAUCGGAAUUCUGAGAUGACUGCCUGCCAUGUUGCAUCAUUUUCUGACAGUAAAUGAAAAACAAAUGUUUUCCUCCAGCCCAGAGUUCUGCAAGGCAGAGUUUAUAUUAUACCCCACAUGCAAAAUAUAUUUGACAAAUUUGCCCUCCUAUUUUUACAGCAGGGUGGGCUGCAGAGGUGGGAGGUUAGUGGCAUUCCUCUGGACAUGAAAGGAACAGUUUUUAAUUGUCCUCUGGAGCAUGUCAGAAAUAUCCACCUGACCAGACUUCCUGCUGGCACUGAUUUCUAUCCCUAGUGCAGGUACUUACAUGUUCUUUCUUUCAUGCACAUUGGCAUGUACCUAUAUUUGUGCCCAGCUUCUCUGCAGCCAGAUGUCUGCUCUUGCAGCCUCUUCGUAGAAUUUUAUGCAUUGGGCUUUUACCCACCCCCAGCCCUUUCCAGCCAGAGAUUGUGGAGCUUUUGCAGCCCAGCCAUUUCUGGCUGCAGAUGUUACGUCUGCACAACUGAAACUCCAGAGCCUCUCCUAAGCUGCAUGGAACUUACCUAAGUUGGAGCAGAUGCCUCGCUUCUACCAUUUGCAGUCUGAGAUUGUACUGUUUAUGCUAAAGGCAACGCUUUGAUCUUGGACUACAAAUAGCAGCCAGCCCUUCACAAGGGAGCUCUCAGCCCACCAGGAGCUUCCUUCUGUGGAGCUUCUAUCAGUGGCACCUGUAUGAUUGUGGUCUUCAUGGGCUCUGGCUUCAAAUGGGCAACAUACUCACCUACUGUGGUGCUCUCGAGCUUUUUUCCAGUCAGGGCUCACACCCUCCGACCAGCGAGUGCAACCUGAGUUUGUGAGGUUGGAGAGCCCCUCAUUCUAGCUGGUCAGAUCUGUGCAGCAUGGGACUUGUUUCCAGUUAGAAAUUAGGGGAUUUGCCCAGGGUAGAGUUCUAUUCUUCACCACUUCUCCUGUGAAUGAAAGCAUGAAGUAGAGAUGGAAAAAGUGCAAGACUGGGCCAUCAAAACAGCCAGGAUGUCAGCACAUCUUCCCUGUGCGUACAGGCUAGGGCAUGUCAGACACUGUCAUCUCGAAAAGUGACAGCAGAUGAAAGUACACUAUUGUAUGAACAUACAGACAGAGAUAUUUUUUCUCUUCCUCCAGUAACAAGACUUGGAAGAACCUAAUGUAUUUUCAAUAAAUUCAGACAUAUUUCUUCACAUAAUCCCUAAUUACCUUGCAGAUUUAUUGGCGUAAGAUUUGAGAACUACUAUUUUUGAUGAACUAGAUAUGAAUAAUUAGCAGGGGGUGGGUUUCUUAACAAGUACUAGGCAAGAUGGAUUAAUGGAUCCUCUGCGGAUAAAGUGAUGUUCUUCUGACACCUAAGUGCUGUAACUGGAGGUGCAUAGAUUUGGAUAAAUCUGUUCUGUCUGUGUCAUGGAUUGACUGGCAUCUUUCAUUCUUCCGUCCAAGUACAAGCGUCUGCAGCACUACGGUGGCACCUGCAUGUUCUGCUACAGGUUGCACAAGCAGAUCUGAACAGCACCUCGUGCAAUGAAGGCAUCGCACGUUGCAAGUGCGUGGCUUGUGCGAGUGGAAUCAAAACAUGGGCUCACGACUAUCGGGCGAGGAUGACAAUAAAGCUUUCCGCAAAUAGAGGAAGCUUUAUGCGAGCAGAGUAUAACUGCUGGACACAAACUUGUAUUCUCAGCACAGAGUUUGUUUUACUUUUUCCACAUGUUUAUUCGAAUCAGUGUGGUGAAAGUCAAGGGUUUUUUAUUUGUUGCACAUUUCUGAAAUGUAAUAGAACUACAGAUAUAGGAAUUGGACCCACUAAAGGCAAACGAAUUGGGCCCGGCACCUCUGCAGAUGUUGCCCAAGAACUGAUUCUAAUGGGGAAGGGCAGGUGGAAAGUGUUGACAAGGCUCUAAGGGUGUGGGAACAGGAGCCCAGGAAGAAUAGCAGAGAAAGAAGCCCUCUAAUAUUUUGAAGAACACCAGGCUGGGUCCUUGGACCUGUGAGCAUGCAGGCUUCUGACAGAGGAGGAGGGUUGCAAUGCAGAUCAAAAAAUUAAUCAUCAGCUGAAAAGGGAGGGUCCACAGCUAGUGACGUGGCACUCAAAGGGACUUGCAGCCAGGGAGGUGAUGUGGUAGAAAGACCCCUGAGGGAAGGACUGGUAUCCCGAUUGGCUUGACAAGAGCAGGCUGUAGCUGACAGUGUUCGUUCCAUGACAACUCUUGUUCUAAGCCAGGGAACUAAAUAAAGCUUAAGAGGUACAGUGUCAUGCAAAGCCUGCCUAAAACCUUUUGUGUCUUCUGGAAUCUUAAGCAAAGCUUGCUUGCUCAUCAUUUGUAUAAUAAACGUAAUUGACUAAAAA
This is a messenger RNA of Varanus komodoensis (Komodo dragon), 5048 nucleotides long. RefSeq names its product core histone macro-H2A.1. Gene Ontology annotation, cellular component: nucleosome. Gene Ontology annotation, molecular function: DNA binding; structural constituent of chromatin; protein heterodimerization activity. Gene Ontology annotation, biological process: nucleosome assembly. Bases 143 to 1258 code for a protein of 371 amino acids. The record is from RefSeq and is a predicted model, not a curated record. Lineage: Eukaryota; Metazoa; Chordata; Lepidosauria; Squamata; Varanidae. The transcript is spliced from 9 exons.